This is a messenger RNA of Amoebophrya sp. A25, 2391 nucleotides long. Lineage: Eukaryota; Dinophyceae; Syndiniales; Amoebophryaceae. The record is from the annotation of a GenBank genome assembly.
GUCUAGGCUAGGAAUACUAAUGUUCAGUUGGUUCAAUAGUAAGGCUAGCACUGAUGUAAGCAGUUCACGAUGAACAUGUUCUAAGUUCAUUAGACCGACCAAGCACUUCUUUGCAUCUCCGUUCAAGAACAUGCUUACAUACUUAGUCUAGCGAGUAGCCUCGUCUGAGAAGCCAUCCUUUCAUUCACUCACUGACUCACUCACUCACUCACUCGUUGAGUUUCCAAAACCUUGCAAAAGCCCACUUUUCUUGUCCUACUGUCUAGACGCUAGCACACAUUCAAGCCCAAAAUGGUCUCCGAGGCGUUGUUAAAUCGGCGUGCAAGCACAGCGGACCGCAUUAUUUUUGAGCGAACGGGUCCCAGUACCUCCUCUAGCCAAUGGCGUCUCGCGAAGUCGAAGGAGAUUUUAGAAUUAAGGCUUACCGUAAAGGAAAGACAUGAAUAAGGUUUAGUAUUUUCUUUUUGGCUCUUCAGUAGCCACUGCAGUCUGCUGGUUUGCAACUAGUAUUAAAGCUCUAAUAGAGGCAGGAGAAGUGACUAGAAAACGGUUCAAGGUGCCGCGCUAUAAGAGGUUAGAGGACGGUAUUAACUUGAUGGCCGUGGAACUUUCGCGAAGACGGUCAAUGCGAAAAAAGAUGCUGAAGCGGAUGGACAAAAGAAAGGAAGAAAAACUGGACAGAGAACGAAGUCGGGAAAUGGACUAUGGGUACUUGCUUGCAAGUCGAGCAUUAGACUUGUUCUGCUACCUACAGUAUGCCGCAGGAAACGAUUACAUAGUUGUAGUGCUUACCCCACAACAAGUGUCGUCUCCACCUUGCGUAUAGUCAGAGUCUACGUACCCUAUCCUAUCCUCAUCUCAGUGGCCUUUCUCCGGGUAUCUCUCCUCGUGAGUUUCCGUUCAUGCCCUACGUUGAAACGGAAGAAAAGGCAACUUUUGCCAAUGAACGCAAUGCGUGGAUUUUCGAUCGCCAAUACGCAGCAGCGUCAGCGCCUGUCAUGCACAUGAGGAAGCCGCGCAUAGCAGUCCCUGACACAUACAUUGUGCGACCCAAGACGACUUGCGCAGAAAAGUCCCACUACACAGACCACUCAGUCGACUGGGGGUCCGGGAAAAGCAUUUUCUGUAAGUUUUUCCAUAGUUUCUAGAAGGAUCCUGAACUGAACCUGACUUUCGUGGAAAAGCCUUGACGUAGUACAGUCUCAACAUCGUUCAGUUUCGUUAAGUCGAUCUUCGACGUCUCAGGACCAUUAUCUCACCAUGCCCCAGCUUCGUUAAGUCGUUCUUCGUCUCCCGACCAUUGGCAACGUUCACCUGCUCGCAAACUGCACUCUGCCUGUGACCGUGAGUAUAGAGAUCCGAUCCCUCGAAAGUAUUUGUGGUCUAAGGAACAAGCCUUAGCUGGUCGCGUUGCUAGUUGGGAUGCCGAAGAAGCCGUCCGAUUCUGGCAAGGGUGGAACGAACAUAGUGGCUUAGCCAAAGCGUUGUCGCGUGCAGCAAUGGCAAAAGCAGAAAAACAGAAGUUAAGGCUAGUUUUUCACUAAAAGCACUCAGUAAAGCAACCGGUUAUUUUUCCCUCAUAUUCUAGUUGUAUCCCUACAUGCAAACUCUCUGUCCCGUGCGUGGGGACUAUGGAUGCUGAUUGGGUUCUUCCCUUUAGAGCUUGAGCUUGUCUGUCGGGGGGAAAGUAAACAGGAAAAAGGGGAGCGCUGCACUCAAGCGGCGAUAGUGAAAAACUACCUUUAAAAAUGGCAAAGCAGGGAAAGGAAGCACCUAGUACUUCACCAAAUAAGAAGACGAGUUCCUCCUCUGGCACAACUAGUACUGGUAAAUGUAGUAAGAAAGGAGGUGGACCUAGCAGUGGUGGUAGUCCUGGAGGUAGAGGACGUGGAAGAACAAAAAAAAGACGUCGUGGUACUUUGCAAAGUCGGUGCGACUGGGAUGACCGUUGUUUUGUGCGAGUACCAUCGCUGGAGAAUGAAUGUCGACCACCCUUUUCGAGAAGCUACUUUUUUUAUGACUCGCACACUCAGUUUCUUGAUGGCCAUGAUUAUAGCUAAAUGAUGCAUGGUACCACGAGUAAAGCAGAGGUUUUACAACGAUCGAAGUUGAUAGCUAUUUACUUUAGGCAUUCUCGUUUAGUCGUCCAGCUUAAUAGAUACCCUCAAAAACGCAUCCUUUAGUUCGAAACGCAUCCUUUACUUUAGUUUUGGCCCGCUUCUCUAAUUCUCACCGUAUUCUGAAAAGCCGGAGAGAUACAUGGACAAGAUGACUGGACGCCUGAUCCGAGACGAACUAACCUUGACAGAGGAGGAGAGGAAAGCAAGGGCUGACUUUGAACGAAAAGCAGCGGAGGAGGAGGCAAGGAAAGCUCAGAGGAUGAAAAGAUAG